This is a messenger RNA of Venustampulla echinocandica, 990 nucleotides long. Its product is annotated as UreD urease accessory protein. Bases 1 to 990 code for a protein of 329 amino acids. NCBI's taxonomy places the organism in Eukaryota, Fungi, Ascomycota, Leotiomycetes, Helotiales, Pleuroascaceae. The record is from RefSeq and is a predicted model, not a curated record. Gene Ontology annotation, molecular function: nickel cation binding. The transcript has a single exon.
AUGGUAUCCCCAUUCCCCCCAUCCACCUCCGAAGCAGGGGAAGGCCGCUUGGUUGCGGAACUAUCGCCACAAAAGACCUCCACUCUAUCAACCGUAGCUUUCCAGUAUCCUCUGAAACUUAUCUCCCCAUCGAUAUCUCCCAAUCAGAAAAGCGUUCUUGUGUUCCUGCUAUCCUACGGUGGGGGUUUGGUUGCAGGGGACCAAAUUCAUCUGACCAUCAUCGUUAAAAAAUCUGCAAAAUUGAGUAUAGUCACGCAAGGCCAUACAAAAAUCUUCAAAUGCCCAUCUCCAGAGGUCAUCACCCGACAAAAGCUUCACGUGUCAAUUGCUGAAGAGGCGGCUUUGUGUCUACUUCCCGAUCCGGUACAGCCUUUCGGAAGCAGUAUCUAUGAGCAGUCGCAAGUGUUCGUCGUGGCUGAGAGUGGAUCUCUCUGUCUACUAGACUGGGUGUCUGAGGGACGAACUGCCAGGGGGGAAAGCUGGGAUCUUUGGAGCUGGAGUGGACGCAACGAGGUGUGGUCAUCAUCACAGCUAGGCAAAAAGUCAAGGCUUUUGGUGCGAGAUAAAGUGGUAUUGGGUGCAAAAUCCGUGAAUGGGCAAGAAAAGACACUGAAGAGAGAGAUGCAUGGCUUGCAGAUAUUUGGUACACUGGUGCUCAAGGGACCACUUCUGGAACCCCUAGCCGCGUUCUUCUUGAAAGAAUUCUCGGCCUUGCCUCGAAUUGGUGGUCGGGAUUUCCGAUCCCAGGAUAUGAAAGACAAGGAUAAUACGCUUGUUUUAUCCUCUCAAGAGGUUUGGAGGAGAGAUAGGCUCCAGCAAGAAGUUUCUGAUGGAGUGCUAUGGUCAGCUGCAAAAGUCCGCGGCUGUACUAUUAUAAAAUUUGGAGCCCGCUCAGUUGAAUCUGGUCGGUUGUGGAUUGGAGAUAUCAUUCGGGAGGAAGGUUCUGUCUCACGAUGUUUUGGAGAGGAUGCUACUAUGUGUCUACGUUGA